This is a messenger RNA of Acinonyx jubatus (cheetah), 3129 nucleotides long. It is a transcript of the gene NCK1, whose product is annotated as NCK adaptor protein 1. Gene Ontology annotation, biological process: negative regulation of endoplasmic reticulum stress-induced eIF2 alpha phosphorylation; negative regulation of PERK-mediated unfolded protein response; positive regulation of translation in response to endoplasmic reticulum stress. Bases 1454 to 2395 code for a protein of 313 amino acids. The record is from RefSeq and is a predicted model, not a curated record. The transcript has 3 exons. NCBI's taxonomy places the organism in Eukaryota, Metazoa, Chordata, Mammalia, Carnivora, Felidae. Gene Ontology annotation, molecular function: ephrin receptor binding.
CACACUCUGUGCAGAGCCCAGUACAGGGCUUGAUCCCAUGCGCAGAGCCCCAUGUGGGGCUGGAACUCAGGAACCAUGAGAUCAUGACUUGAGCAGAAAUCAAGAGUCGGACACUCAACUGACUGAGCCACCCAGGCACCCUUAUUAGUUUUUAGUAUUCGUUUUUUAAGUGGAAGACAAAUCAGAAGACUUUCCUUGACUAGCUGAAGAUACCAGAGUUAGAAUCAGGAAUACUUCUGAUUUUGUAAAUAUUGGACACUUACUUAAAGCAUGUAGAUCAGAAGUAUUGGGGAAAAUUAAGGUAACUUCUAUCAAGAAAGUAUGCCUCAUAGUGAUGAAGACACAGAAAGGACUAGGGCUACACCUAGAUAGACUUUUUUGUUCCUUUUGAAAGGAUACUGGUAUCCUGGGACUAGAGCAAAUGUGUAAACAAAAGAUUGCGAAAAACCUUAAUAUCAUAGAGCAGAGAAGAAAAAUAUCCCACUUUUAGAUACUAUUUUAUAUAAAUUUAUAAAGCCCAACUAGAUAGGGGCACCUGGGUGGCUCAGUCUGUUGAGUGUCCGAUUCUUGAUUUCAGUUCAGAUCAUGAUCUCCUGUUUCAUGAGUUCCAGUCCUACAUGGGGCUCUGUGCUGACAGUGUGGAGCUUGCAUGGGAUUCUCUCUCUUCCUCUCUCUCUGCCCCUUCCCUGCUCAUGUUCUCUCUCUCUCAAUAAAUAGACAUCAAAAAAAAAAAAAAAACAAUUUUAUAUAUGUAUAUAAAAAGCCUAACUAGAUAGAAUGUUUAUUAUUUGUUAACACUCCUGGGAAACCUUGUAUACUAUUUUCUGAUAUUAUUAAGAUAAUUUUGGCAAGACUUUAAGUUCUAGGAUAUCUCUGUUAACUUUAUUACUAUAUUACAUUUAUUGCUGCCUAUAUUGCAGGGUACUUGAAAGCAUUUGUUUUAUUGUAAUGAUUUUUAGUUCUCCUAUAUAAUGAUGUAUAUCCACCUUUUGUAUCAGAUUGCCUUCUCUUUGUAUUUCUAACCCCCUUUUUGGUAACUUAAAUGUCCCAUGUAGUUAAUGGUUUUGUUUGACAAUGAUUAUGCUGGUGGAGACUUUGUUUGAAAGUUAAGAAAGAAAAGGAGAAAACAAAGGAAAGCGUGAAUGCAUGAAUAUAUUUUCAACUACUGAAAAUACAUGCUUUAAAGCUUCUUCCAAAAUAAGGCUGAAUAAUAAGGUAACAUUUGUGGCCAUGAUGAUAUACUUGUUUUACAGGUUCUGUUUUAGUUUAGAGGGGAAAGAGUUUUGGAAGGAGAGAAGCCUCAGAAAGGCUUUCUAUUCCCUGGGUGUGGGCCAAGUCACAUGGAUUGGGUGUGGGGAGUUUCAGUGUUGCAGAACAGACCAGGAAGCUCACUGAAAUUAUCCUGAGCUGUGUUAACAGACUGACAAAAGAGAACACGGGAUUUUUAUUCAAAAUGGAUUGGUUAAACGUCUUUAAAGAUUUUUUCAGCAUUGGAAAAGUGAAAAGAAAACCUAGUGUGCCAGAUUCUGCAUCUCCUGCUGAUGAAAGCUUUGUUGACCCAGGGGAACGCCUCUAUGACCUCAAUAUGCCUGCUUAUGUGAAAUUUAACUACAUGGCAGAGAGAGAAGAUGAAUUAUCAUUGAUAAAAGGGACAAAGGUUAUUGUCAUGGAGAAAUGCAGUGAUGGGUGGUGGCGGGGUAGCUACAAUGGACAAGUUGGAUGGUUCCCUUCAAACUAUGUAACUGAGGAAGGCGACAGUCCUUUGGGUGACCAUGUGGGUUCCCUGUCAGAGAAAUUAGCAGCAGUUGUCAAUAACCUAAAUACUGGGCAAGUGUUGCAUGUGGUACAGGCUCUUUACCCAUUCAGUUCGUCCAAUGAUGAAGAACUUAAUUUUGAGAAAGGAGAUGUAAUGGAUGUUAUUGAAAAACCUGAAAAUGACCCUGAAUGGUGGAAAUGCAGGAAGAUCAAUGGAAUGGUUGGUCUGGUGCCAAAAAACUAUGUUACCAUUAUGCAGAAUAAUCCAUUAACCUCAGGUUUGGAACCAUCACCUCCGCAAUGUGAUUACAUUAGGCCUUCACUCACUGGAAAAUUUGCUGGCAAUCCAUGGUAUUAUGGGAAGGUCACCAGGCAUCAAGCAGAAAUGGCAUUAAAUGAAAGAGGGCAUGAAGGUGAUUUCCUCAUUCGUGAUAGUGAAUCUUCGCCAAAUGAUUUCUCUGUAUCACUAAAAGCACAAGGGAAAAACAAGCAUUUUAAAGUUCAACUAAAAGAGACUGUCUACUGUAUUGGGCAGCGUAAAUUCAGCACCAUGGAAGAACUUGUAGAACAUUACAAAAAGGCACCAAUUUUUACAAGUGAACAAGGAGAAAAACUGUAUCUUAUCAAGCAUUUGUCAUGAUAAUACUGACCAGAAGUGACUGCUGCACGGCUAUAAUUCGUCACGUAAUUGAAGACUGAGAAAAUGUCAGUCCAGUCAUGCUUGAUUGGAAAUUGCUUUCUAACUCUACAUGAGAAUGACUGUAAUACAUAAGUAUUUUUAUUAUAACUCAGCCCAUACAUAUAUACUACAUAUGCAAAGCAUCUGCACAAAGCAAUUCCUUAUCCUUGGUCUUCUUUUUUAUUGUUUUCUUUGCUGUUUUUCUUUUUGCUUCUAAUAUUAAGGUUUUAUAUUUUGAGAAAAUGAUGCAGAUCAGAAGUCUUUAUAUGGAAGAAUUUAUUGGGUUUUUUUUUUUUUCCUUUAUUUCCCUGUAAGGGACCAUGUUAGUCAUUUCCGCAGUGGUUUUUCUUCAUAUAAAAUUAUUAUAUCAUUAUAUGGCAUAUGCUAAAAUAAAUUUCAUGGAGAAUGUUGAUCUUUUCUGUGACUAAAUAGCAAUAAUAAAUGGAAAAUUAGAAAUUAUUUUCAGGUAUUUGUUGUAAGCCAUUGUAAAUAUCAAGUAUGUUGUGUCUCCCAUUUUAAAAAAAUUAUUGUCUUCAUUGUAAAGCAAAACAAAUGGGAUAUAGGUUAGAAAAUAUGUCUUGUAUACUUUUAAUUUACAGCUAUUGGAAACAAAAAUCUCUGAAUUUCUAAGAUUUUUUGAGGGGGUGCUUCUUUCUUAACUGGUUAUUCAGGAGAAUAAAACAGUGUCUGAGAUA